CAGCCAGUUCUGGCCAGUUCACUGCUGCUAGAGUACUCAUUCUCAGCUGUCAACACAGCGCAACCUUCCAAUUCGGCUUUCUGCCUUGAUAGCGUUUUUCAAAUAAACUCAGCGCAGUUUUUUCCUCCGACGUUUUCCUUCCGACAACACCCACGGCCCUUGUAAUCAUGACACGAAGGUGAUCUUCAGAGUGUCCAGGUGGUUCUGGGUUCCAGGUUGUUGUUCUGAGAGCGCAAGCUACCUGUGGGGAGGUGGACCGCCUUGGGCAUCGUGUUCCCGGCUCUUAAGUGAUUAGGGAAGGGGAUUGGCAAACUAUUCUGCAAUAUGGAGAAAGAAGAUCUAAAGCUGCUUAACAAGGGGGAGGAGGAAGAGAUGGAGCUGCAUGGCUACCGCUUAUGUCGCUGGCGGCUGGCCCUUUUGGGCUUUGGGGUGCUCUGCACAGGAGGCUUCCUCCUUCUCCUACUCUACUGGAUGCCAGAAUGGUGUGUCAAGUCCACCUGCACCCGUACCACGGCCCGAGAUGCAGAGGUGGUGUUGCUGCGCUCCACGGAUGAAUUCCGGCGCUGGUUCUUGGCAAGGGUGCAGGUGAUGCUUGCUCCAGGGAGCAACCCCUUCCACAGCCUGGAGACCCAGACCACCUCCCCCUCAUCCCCGCACUCCUCACCCUUCUCCACCCCUGCUGCUUCACCUGUGGCCAACGGACACACUCCUCACCCCUCCGAUGGCGGCCCUGCUCAGGAGCUCAUGACAAGAUUUUCCGACUACCAGCCCACACAGAUUCGCUAUUUUACUUUCCAUAGCACAAAGUAUUACUGGAACCAUGAGCUGCAGAACUUUCAGGUUCUAAUUGGCCUGGAGGAUAUGCAACCCAAGUGCUCCACCAUCCACAAAGAGCACAGCACAGGCCUGACCAGGAACCAGCAGGAAUACAGGAAAUUGUUCUUUGGAGUGAAUGAAAUCGCAGUGAAAGUGCCUUCUGUUUUCAAGCUGCUUAUCAAAGAGGUCCUCAACCCUUUUUACAUCUUCCAGCUCUUCAGUGUGAUUCUGUGGAGUGCUGAUGAGUAUUACUACUAUGCUGUGGCCAUUGUUUUCAUGUCGGUCGUAUCCAUAGCUACCUCUCUGUACACCAUCAAAAAGCAAUAUAUCAUGCUUCAUGAUAUGGUGACAGCUCAUAGUAUUGUCCGUGUGUCUGUAUGCCGAACCAAUAAAGAUAUCGAAGAGAUCUUGUCUACUGACCUGGUGCCUGGUGAUGUAAUGGUUAUUCCCAACAAUGGGACCAUCAUGCCUUGUGAUGCUGUGCUGGUCAGUGGCACCUGUAUCGUUAAUGAAAGCAUGCUCACAGGUGAAAGCGUUCCUGUGACAAAGACCAACCUCCCAAACUCAGUGGAAGGGGAGGGUGACGAUGCCUACAACACAGAGGAACACAAGAGACACACUCUCUUCUGUGGCACCAAUGUUAUUCAGACCCGCUUUUACACAGAUGAGCUGGUCAAAGCUGUGGUGGUCCGCACAGGGUUCAGCACAGCCAAGGGCCAGCUGGUGCGCUCCAUCCUUUACCCCAAACCCACUGACUUUAAGCUGUAUCGCGAUGCCUACCUCUUCCUGUUGUGUCUUGUGGCUGUGGCUGGGAUUGGCUUUAUAUACUCCAUAGUACUCAGUAUCAUAAACAAGGUGCCAGCAAAAACGAUCAUCAUUGAGUCCCUGGACAUCAUAACUAUCACUGUGCCACCAGCGCUGCCGGCAGCCAUGACAGCUGGAAUUGUGUACGCCCAGAGGCGUCUGAAACAAUCUGGCAUUUUCUGCAUCAGCCCGCAGAGGAUCAAUAUUUGUGGGCAAAUCAAUUUGUUCUGUUUUGAUAAAACUGGGACCCUGACUGAAGAUGGGUUAGACCUUUGGGGAGUUCAAAGAGUUGAAAAUAGCAGUUUUCACCUGUCGGAGGAAAAUGCCUACAAGGAAAAUCUUGUCAAGUCACAGUUUGUGGCCUGCAUGGCAACCUGCCACUCCCUUACCAAAAUAGAAGGCCAGCUGUCUGGAGAUCCACUGGACCUAAAAAUGUUUGAGGCGACAGGCUGGAUCCUGGAAGAAGCCACUGAAGAAGAAACGUCACUCCAUAAUCGCAUCAUGCCCACUGUAGUCCGCCCACCAAAGCAGCUGUUGCCCCCAGAACCUGCAUCGUCUUCAGAACGGGACAUGGAACUCUAUGAGCUUUCGUCAGCGUAUGAGAUAGGCAUCGUCCGGCAGUUUCCUUUUUCCUCAGCGCUUCAGAGAAUGAGUGUGGUCGCUCGUCUGCUGGGGGAGAAGCGUAUGGACGCCUACAUGAAGGGAGCGCCAGAGGUGGUGGCAAGUCUCUGCAAGAAUGAGACGGUUCCGGAGGACUUUGCAGAAGUUUUAGAGGAUUACACUAAGCAGGGUUUUAGAGUGAUUGCUUUGGCUCACCGUCGUCUGGAAUCCAAACUCUCCUGGCACAAAGUCCAAAAUAUCAGCAGGGAUCACAUAGAGACAAACAUGGAGUUCCUGGGUCUUAUAAUCAUGCAGAACAAACUGAAGAAUGAAACUCCGGGAAUCCUGCAAGAUCUUCAUAGAGCAAAUAUCCGCACUGUCAUGGUCACUGGUGACAACAUGUUGACCGCAAUUUCAGUGGCCCGUGACUGUGGAAUGAUCCCUCCCGAUGACACCGUCAUAAUCGCUGACGCUCACCCUCCACAGUAUGGACAACCUGCAAGGAUUACUUGGAGAUAUGCUGACAAACCCAGCAAGACCUCUCGAUAUGAGGAAGUAAACAUAACCCUGGAGGAUGUGUGUGACGCAGAUGAGCCCAAGUCAAAGGAGCAGUACCACUUUGCCAUGAAUGGAAAGUCUUUUGCUACAAUUUUGGAGCAUUUCCCUGACAUGCUACAAAAGCUUGUGCUGCGUGGGACUGUGUUUGCUAGAAUGGCACCUGACCAGAAAACCCAGCUGAUCGAGGCGCUGCAGGGAGUUGAUUACUAUGUAGGAAUGUGUGGAGAUGGAGCAAAUGACUGUGGGGCUCUGAAAAGGGCACAUGGUGGGAUCUCUCUGUCAGAGCUUGAAGCAUCAGUGGCAUCACCGUUCACCUCAAGGACCCCCAACAUCUCCUGUGUCCCCAACCUCAUCAGGGAGGGCCGUGCAGCUCUUAUCACCUCUUUCUGUGUAUUCAAGUUUAUGGCUCUCUAUAGUAUAAUCCAGUACAUCAGUGUGACUCUUCUUUACUCGAUCCUAAGUAACCUUGGGGACCUUCAGUUCCUUUUCAUAGAUAUUGCUAUCAUUCUCAUUAUUGUCUUUACCAUGAGUCUGAAUCCAGCGUGGAAAGAUCUGGUGCCACGUCGCCCCCCGUCUGGUCUCAUCUCUGGCCCUUUGCUGUUCUCUGUGUUGACCCAGAUCCUCAUCUGCUUGGGCUUUCAGAUCAUUACAUUUGUCUGGGUUCAGAAGCAGGCCUGGUACACCGUCUGGACGCCUUUUACAGACGUCUGCAACCACUCAACACAACUGAAUGUGUCUGAACUGAACAACACGGAGUUGGACGAACAUAACAUCCAGAACUUUGAGAACACCAGCCUCUUCUAUGUCUCCUCGUUCCAGUAUCUCAUUGUUGCAGUUGUUUUCUCCAAGGGCAAGCCCUUCAGGCAGCCCAGCUACAAAAAUUGGCCUUUUGUACUCUCUACUGUGGGUCUGUAUAUAUUUCUGCUGUUCAUCUUGUUUCAUCCUGUGGAAAGCAUAGAUGAAACUUUGGAGAUCGUUUGUGUCCCGUUUGAAUGGAGGGUCAAACUUUUUCUGAUCAUCCUCGUCAAUGCUGCUGUGUCUGUUUUGGUGGAGACCUUCAUCCUUGACAUCGUCUUAUGGAAGCUUGUGUUCAGCAGAGACAAACAGGGCAACUUUGGCGUCUCCCCUGCCGCCCCGACACCACAGGGGGGGAUUGAUUUGCGAAUUUAUGAGCGUCUUUCCUGGCUGAGUUGUUUGCGCAAGAGAGCACCCAAAGCCCGCUACAUGUAUCUGGCCAAGGAGCUCAUGGUGGACCCCGACUGGCCCCCAAGGCCAACCACCACCACCGAAGCCAACAGUUCUACUUAUGAAAUGAGAAUCAACUCCUAGCAUCCAUAACACUACCAUCUUUAUCUUAUAACAUGCUUAGUGAUCAUACGAGGAUGUGUUCUUUUGCUAUCAAGGUGCAUAACAAGAUUUCUGUUGCUAGUCUUUACCCCUCCCCAUCUUAAUAUAACUGCAAAAGCUGUGGGUUUGCACACAUAUACCAAAAAACUCAUUGUAGCUUUCUUACCCAUGGACUCCAUACAAUAAAAGAUCUCAGGUAUCUUCUUUUUUUUUUUUUUUUGCAAUGUUUUGAAAACGGCAGUAAAGUCAAACGUUCAAUCAAAAACCUCAGAAAGCUUUGCAAAAGUGUUUAGAAGAACAUGGAAAAAAAGCUAGAAUCUGGCAGGUUCUUUAAAGCCUCCUAAUGUAACAACAUUUCAAAUGAUCAACACUGUUCCUGAAAUAAGAUUCCAGUUUUGUAAAGAGUGGCAGAAAGUAGUUGAAAGGUUACCAUCUAGACAUUUGGUCGAAGGCAAACACAGGUAGUCUUGAAGGUUUUUGGUCAGCGUUCUCUUCUGCUGCAGACUCUGUUGGGGUUGACAUGGAUUUACACACUUAGUGACACACAGUCAUAUGUACAAUAGGACAGAUUUUGUAAGGCUGAUAAAUGGCAGCAUUUGAAAUCUUAAAGCUGAUGUGGAAAAUGUAGGAAUCUGCAAAACUGCUGCUGUUUACACUGCAACUUCUCAGAUCCACACAACACUUUUCCCCCCCUGGUUACAUAAAACCUGUUUUUGGAGUUUAUGAGCCUCAUUAAGUUUUGGGUUUGAGGGUUUUUAAAGUUGCAUGGACUCUGUACAUGAAUCAGUGCACAUUAAAAAAAAUCAAGCCGUGGGCCUAAAACCAUUCAUUCACUCCAAAUUGCAUUCUCUGUAUUCCAAUGUUCAGAUUUUAUUGCUCACAAAUUUAAGUGAACAGAUGGACUUUUCCUCUUGGCUUUACAGCUUAUCUCUGAAAAGAAAAGAAUCUGCUACUCGGCAUUCAUAUUUAUCAAUCAUAUUUAGCCUUAUUGUGUAAAGUAAUCAUAGUUAUUGACACAUUCUAAAAAAGCUAACUAGGAAUUUCACCGCGUUCCUCAAUUUACUCUUUUAGAACCGUACAAACACUCUAUCAAAUGUUUAUUUAUCAGAACAUGUUUUGAGUGUGAAGAGAGCUGUUGGACUCUGCUGCUCGCAUGGCGUUAGAACUUUUGUUCACUGAGGCAUUUCCAGUCAGCUUCAUAUGUACAAGGUUUGAUGCUUGAAAACUAUACAGCAUUUUUGUAGAAACUAGAGGCAUCGUUUCUGAAUCCGAAGCAGCAUGUACCAUUAAUGCACACAUGCAUGGGACUACAUGGGUCAGACGCAUCACACAUCUUUGUAGUUUAUCAUGUUGUCCAAAAGUUUGAAGUUUACCAUGAACGUCCCUCCUUUGAAAGUAAGAUUUUCUUCCCAUGGAAGAAUGAUUUAGUUGUGCUUCUGAAGGAUACCAAGGCAUGGUAAUAAUAUUAUUUUUUUGAAAGAUCAAUGCAUGAUAUAUUGGUAGAUCCAGUCGGCAUAAAGGGCUAUUUUUGAAACUCAUUUCCUCUUCUAACUAAAUCUACAGUCUUGGUACUUAAGCCACUGAACUUUAAGAAUUCUUUAAAAAAAAAUCAUAUUUAUUGAAAAGUUAUGUUAAAUUCAGCUAAUUAAAAAGCUUAACCUUACAAACAUACUAAGAAAACUGUGAGAAUGCACAGCAACACUUGUAUGUAUUUAAACAGAAAACAGUUGAUGUUCUGUUUCACGAACGAGGCCCAUAGCAGCCUCUGAUAUACAUUUUACAGGUAUUAUAAUGGUAUCUGUAGUUAUGCAACUCCAUGUCCAAAGCCCGUCAUUCAGACAUUAUUCUCAUGCCCAGGCAGAAUUAGAACGAUUAUUUCUGAUUUUUGUCAUCGACACUUUAGCAUCUUAUCAUGUAUCAACCUUAAUAUGCAUCAGUCUUUGUUGGUUAUUUGUUUAAAUGUAUGUUUUCUUAAUUGAAGCUUUUGUCUGCACAUUUUGUAAUGAACUUUUGAAUGUCCCGUAUGACAAUAGUUUUUUUUUUUAUGAAUCAGUUAUUUUUUUGUGGUCUUUACUGAUCUGCUGAACUUAUAAAGUUUAGAGAUAAAAAGCAGAAUACUUUUCAGAUGCACAAAAAUGGCUUUUCCCCCCCAGACUUAUUUUCUUAUUUAAUGGAAGGAAACUAUGAUUACUGACUAUUUUAUUCCCAAAGACAAUUCAUUCAUAUGGCUGCUGAAAAAUGUUAAAUGAAAAUAAAAGAUAGAUGUUUAGUCUUCAUUAAUAUCAAAUGAGAUGGAGAAAGAGUGGACAUAAAAAGAUUUAUAUCUACUUAUAGAAAGAGAGAGCUGUACAUUUUUAGACUGUGCAUAUAAAUAGUUUUUCAAAGGGCUUUUGUCUUUUUACACUUUUCGGUACUGUAUUUUAAUCAGUUGUUUACUUAUUAAUUUGUAUUUUCUGUUGUAUCUGUUCUUCCACUUUUUUGUUCUUUUUGCAUGAAGGGCAUUUUUCUCCAACAGUUUAAACCAUUUAUUGUAAAGCCUGACUUGUGCUCUUGGAUAAAAAAGUAGCUCAAUUCUACUGGAGGGUUUGAGUGUUUGACAGUUUAUCUUUGGAGCUUUCACAAGGCAAGCAAUCUUUCAGCCUCUGACUUCUUCUUUUGCCUAUUUUGUGUUUCACAUGAUUGUGAAAAGAGGGGAGUUUGGGAGUUGAGCAUCAUCAAUCAAAGCUUAUUUUGUAUUUUUGUUAUCACAAGUAUGUUUUUGCUGUUUCUUCAUCUGCCAUUUUACAAUUUCUCAUCGCACCAAGGAGAAAUGGAGUUGGCAAGCAGAUUGUGCAUUGCUGUUUAGUAUCAGCAAUAUCAGCUGUUUUAGAAAAAUCAGAUAGUAAAAUGCUGCUAGGAACAAAAUGUUUCAGUCUCAAGUUGUAAGAAUUUUGAAUGUGCAUGCAGAAAAAUCAGUUUAAAGAUGUGCAAAAACUACUAUUGCUUUUCCUCCUUGCUUCAAUGUUGCUUUUUUUUUAAAUUGCACCAUGGUUCCAUCAAAGCAAACCGUUUUAUUAAAACUACCAAUAUGCUUUUCUGCAGGUACAACAAACUGUGAUUGUCCAAAUUUGCAUCGAUGUCAUCACAUCAAAUGUGUGUAAACCAAGCUAUCGCUUGACAUUCAGACUAAAUCUGACUGAUGUGGAGGUUUCCUCAGGGAAAUGUAUCUGUAAAGACAUAAAAAGUUGAUUUUCAAACAAAUUUUAGAAAAUCAAGUUUUGGUAAAACCUUUUCUUUUUUAAGUUUGUAUGGAUUUUAGUUUAUUUUGUUUUCCGUUUCCAGCUUCCACCGCUUAUCUGAAGUAUAUGUAUUUUUGUUAUUGGCAGAUAUGUAAAUUAAAAAAAACUUUUGUACUUUAUAAUUUAUUUUAUUUAUUUUGAUCUGUCCCCAACCUCUGACAAAAAUUGUACUUUGAAAUGAUCUUGAUUAAUUCUCUUUUCAUUAAAUGUUCCUAUUGCAGUC
Molecule: messenger RNA, 7626 nt
Organism: Oryzias latipes (Japanese medaka)
Lineage: Eukaryota; Metazoa; Chordata; Actinopteri; Beloniformes; Adrianichthyidae
Gene: atp13a3
Product: ATPase 13A3
Biological process (GO): intracellular calcium ion homeostasis; polyamine transmembrane transport
Cellular component (GO): late endosome membrane
Molecular function (GO): P-type ion transporter activity; polyamine transmembrane transporter activity; ATPase-coupled monoatomic cation transmembrane transporter activity
Source: RefSeq, a predicted model, not a curated record